CUGUAUGUUGUUUUCUGAUUGACAGAGCAGCCUGGGGACAUGAUCUGUCUGGGACGGCUAGCUGCUAUAACCUUACCAUUUGGAUUUCUUCUCAGUAGAGCUAUGGCUUGGACUUCAAGUGGAAAAACGCAUGUAGAUCUUGUCAACAAUCUUCGCAGUGAGUAAAUUCCUUUAUUUAAUCCUUUCCUUCUGUAUUCAGCAAACUGUGGCUCUCGUAAUUACUGUAAUCUGAAAUCUAACUGAUUUUGUGUAGAUAAUGUUAGAGGUCCCUGAUAUAAAACAGAACGGGAGCAGGUAACGACCCAUCUCAUUGCUCUUCACAAUGUGCCAGCUCCCCUUACAGGGAGAUGAAAUGCUCAGCUUUGGGUUUAUUGAUAAAUUAUCACUUUGUUUAAUAACUAUAGACACUCAGAUUACAGCUAGCCCACAGUCUGAGGAAUGAGAUGGUUUUGGUGAAAUUCAAAAUUUCCAGUAAUGUUUACUUGAUGUCCCAAGUCUCUGCUGACUGUUUUUUUAAAACUAUUUUUCUCUCCUAGAGAAUGGAGUGAUCAGGCGCCAACGUGUGUACGAUGUUAUGAUGGCCACGGACAGAGCGCGUUAUGUCCAGCAUUUCCCAUACAUGGACUCACCGCAGAGUAUAGGUAAGAAUCACGCAGCUCAUUACACCCAGCAUUUACUGUACGUGGACUCACCGCAGGGUAUAGGUAAGAAACACGCAGCUCAUUACACCCAGCAUUUACUGUACGUGGACUCACCGCAAGGUAUAGGUAAGAAUCACGCAGCUCAUUACACCCAGCAUUUACUGUACGUGGACUCACCGCAAGGUAUAGGUAAAACAGCAGCCCAUUACACCCAGUACUUACUGUACGUGGACUCACCGCAGGGUAUAGUAAAAAGAAACACGCAGCCCACACACCCGGUGCUACUCACUGCACGCGGACCACCGCAGGGUAUAGUAGUGUAAGAACUCACGCAGCCCAAUAUUAUUAACCCAAAGUACUCUACUGCACGCGGACUCACCCCGCAGAGUAUAGGUAAGAAUCAAUGCAGCCCAAUACACCCAGCAUUUACUGCACGCGGACCCACCGCUAAAGGUAUAGGUAAGAAACGACGCACAGCCUCAUUACAAUCCAGCAUUUCCAUCAGUAAUGCGGACUCACCGCAGGGUAUAGUAAGAAACACGCAGCUCAUUACACCCAGCAUUUACUGUACGUGGACUCACCGCAGGGUAUAGGUAAGAAUCACGCAGCUCAUUACACCCAGCAUUUACUGUACGUGGACUCACCGCAAGGUAUAGGUAAGAAUCAAGCAGCUCAUUACACCCAGCAUUUACUGUACGUGGACUCACCGCAAGGUAUAGGUAAGAAUCACGCAGCUCAUUACACCCAGCAUUUACUGUACGUGGACUCACCGCAAGGUAUAGGUAAGAAACACGCAGCUCAUUACACCCAGCAUUUACUGUACGUGGACUCACCGCAAGGUAUAGGUAAGAAUCACGCAGCUCAUUACACCCAGCAUUUACUGUACGUGGACUCACCGCAAGGUAUAGGUAAGAAUCACGCAGCUCAUUACACCCAGCAUUUACUGUACGUGGACUCACCGCAAGGUUUAGGUAAGAAACACGCAGCUCAUUACACCCAGCAUUUACUGUACGUGGACUCACCGCAAGGUUUAGGUAAGAAACACGCAGCUCAUUACACCCAGCAUUUACUGUACGUGGACUCACCGCAAGGUAUAGGUAAGAAACACGCAGCACGUUAUAUCCAGCAGCACAGAAACAGCUUUAUACCCAAACUCCAUAUUACACACUAGAUAACAUGCUGUGCCAUCAAAUGGGGGACACUAUAAGCACACAACCACUGCAAUAAACUCUAGUGGGUUUGGUGUCGAGUCCCCAGAAAUUUAUCAAACUGUUUAUACAUUUUUUAACAUUUGCCUUGCUUACAGAGGAGCUGUCAAUUCUUUGGAAACAGUUCAGGCCAGGCAUUGCCAGGGCACACAAUGCUAAUGAGGUUUAUCAAAUUUUCACCAACACUUUCCUGUCUCAUUUUUGUCACAAUUCAUUGAAUCUAUCUGAUUUUCCCGUCUGUUGCUUGUUUUGCACCCUAACAGUUGUUUUUGAACAUGCAGGUUGUUUUCAGAUGCAGCAGAUUUCUGAAUAUUUUGUGCUAGGUUUUCCCAAGGUGGCAGAUGUUUUCCACCAGUAUAUUUAUUUGCUGUCUGAGUAAAAUGUCACUUUGUAGAUCACUUUAAUAAAUAUGAUCAAAUGAUGAUGACAUGUAACUGCCACGUUUCAUAGCACGUUGAUAAAUACCACUCAUUGUUCUUUGUCUCUCUAUACUGAUACAAUGAUUGACAGGGAGCUGAGAUGGGUAGAGCUUGCUUAGUACAAUAGUGUGAAUUUCUACAUUUAAUUUUAGUUUUCAGACACUUGUUAAAUGUAGGGGAUAAUGAAAAAUCCUGACAAGCAACAGCAUGGUUGGCGAAUCCUCUUGGGAGUUGCAGCUUUCCUAAACCUGUCUUAAAAAAGUAUUUCAAACCAUUGCUCUGGCCAGAUCUUUGGAGAAAGUCAUGUUAUAUUAACAAGUUUGCUGUAAUCUAGAACUUUCUUACGCACUAAAUGUACAUUUAACGUAUGUUUUUGUUGCCCUUUUAGGUUAUAAGGCUACAAUCAGUGCUCCCCACAUGGUAGGCUUUAUAUUUAAUGACUUGUUUUCGUUUUCUAAGCCAAAGAUGCUGUUUAUUUAAUUAGCGUUCUGUUGUGAGCAGCGCAGUGUUUAACUAUUAAUUUGUUUCUAAGCGUCUGACCAUUAAUAAUAGGCAGUGAAAUCUCCACGUGUUACCAAUUGCUAUUAGACUUCACCCCUCUCUCAGAGGCCACGCCAGCUAGACAAUGGGAAGAAGAUCUGACCAUUGAGCUCACUCACAAAGAGUGGAACACUUUAUCUACCGCACCCAAAACCCUCCUUAAAUCAGCACCGUUAUUGGAGCAGAACAAAAAAAUGAUUUACAGAUGGUACAUGGUCCCGGAGCGGCUUUCUAAAAUGUACCCCGCCGCUUCAUCCACCUGCUGGAGAUGUCGGAGGCACACCGGAUCAGUUUUACACAUCUGGUGGACGUGCUCACUGAUCAAACCCUUUUGGGAAGAAGUGCACUCCUUCCUACAAGACCUCACGAAACUUACACUGCCCCUAGACCCGCUCACGUACCUGCUACUGCACACUCCCCCCCACACUCCUAAGUACCUCCAAAAACUAAUUUUCCACACAACACUAACGGCUCAACGCCUUAUAGCGCGGGCCUGGAAAUCUCCAACCACUCCUAAGAUACAAAACGUACUCUCAGAAAUAGCUGAGCAGAGGCACUAUGAGCGUUGCUUCACGAAUAUAUGCCCACCCACCCGUACAGGGACGACAGCAUGGGAUGUGUGGGACGCGUGGAGAUUGGCAAACCCUGAGUAAGGCGACUCAUUCCUGUACCAUAGCAAUAUGUAUGCAUUGUAUUGACCCACUGUGUUCGCAAAGCGAAAGAGCAUCGGAUUAGGUUACGCAUGGGGAAGUAUACUCCAAACUACACAGAUCACCCAAGCCCAUGGGUAGGCGCAUGGACUAGAAUUACACUAAGCAAUUUUGUGCGGCUUAUUUUUCUUAACAACAAUAUUAUUAAUACCACUGUCCAAACCAUUACUGUUUUACCAAGCUACUAUGCUACUACGCUAUGUCGCCUUGUACCGAGUGACAUAUACUGUAACACGGAAACCCCCCCCCCCUCCUUCUUCUCUUCUGUACCCCCCCUCCCCUGUUCUUAUCAACAAUAAAAAUUGUCAAAUUGAAAAAAAAAAAAUAAUAGGCAGUGACCUCGCACUGACCACUUAUUUUAUUUAAUACUUAAUAUGAUAAACCCUGGAUUUCCUUGUCACUGUCUGUCAGCAUGCGCACGCCCUGGAAUUGCUGGAGGAGAAGCUGAUUGAAGGUGCCAGGGCGCUGGAUGUAGGCUCUGGCAGUGGAUACCUCACGGCUUGCUUUGCCAGGAUGGUGAGUGCCAUGUGCGAUGUGCGGAGGUUUAUCUGGAUGGAAUCUCACUGAUCUGUCUGUACAGAUAUUCUAUUCUUCUCUCUGCAGGUGGGAUCCACUGGAAAGGUUAUUGGUGUUGAUCAUAUUGAUCACCUCAUCAAUACUGCCAUUCAGAACGUUCAGCAGGAUGACGCAGAAUUGCUCAGCUCUGGACGAAUCAAGUUUGUUGGUGAGGAAGAUUUCUGAGCGCAGUUUACCUGAACAAUGGCGACUAUGUUGUGAUAUCUUGCCCUCUGUUUUACAGUGGGGGACGGCAGACUGGGGUACCCUGAAGGUGGGCUGUAUGACGCAAUACAUGUGGGGGCUGCAGCUGCAACUGUUCCACAAGAGGUGGGAGUGAAAGAAAGCAUGUGUAAUGUCUGUGUAUAGACUGAAUGCACCCGGAAUCUCAGACUGACUUCUACCAGUGAUAGUAGCACCCCAUGCGCUCAAUAUACAAACAAACACUUUACAAUCAUGGGAAAAGAAAGGACGCCCUCUGAAUUCUGUGGUUUUAUAUAUCAGGACUUAAUAACAACCAUGUGUUCCUUAGAAGCUCUUAAAACUGGAUAAAUACAACAUGAGAUAAACAACGACAGAUGAUAUUACAAUAUGUCAUGAUUUAACAAAAAUAAAGCCAAAAAGGAGAAGCCAUGUGGGAACGUCUAACUACUGCUUGGGAUGUAAAAGCUUGGAGAACCACCUUUAGCAGCAAUAGCUUGCAGUAAUAUUUCUGUAUGACUUUAUCCAUCUCUCACCUCGUUGUGGAGGAAUUUUGGCUCACUCUUCUUUACAACGUUGCUUCAGUUCAUUGAGGUUGAGGUCUGGACUUUGACUGGGCCUUUGCAACACCUUGAUUCUUUUCAUUUUCAGCUAUUCUGUUGCAGAUUUGCUGCUGUACUUGGGAUCAUUACCUGUUACAUGACCCAAUUUCGGCCAAGCUUGAGCUGUCAGACAGAUGGCCUCAUAUUUGACUCUAGAAGUCUUUGGUACACAGAGGAGUUCAUGGUCGACUUACUGACUGCAAGGUUCCCAGGUCCUGUGCCUGCAAAACAAGCCCAAGUCAUCACCUGUGAUAAACUCCCCUUUUCAUGUGACUUUGCCACGAGCUCCUGGAGGAGCCUGCUUGCCAGCCUCCUGCCCACAGACUAUGGGCCAUGUAAAAGUCUUUUUUCGUGUAUUUGAACUAUAUGGUUCGGGAACCAAACAGCCGCACGAACCGGAGACCGCCUUGGAGCUUGUUAAGCCUAAUAGCUACUUUGAAGCAAUUUCCACUGCAGUGUUCUAAGUGUUCGUCUGGGUGGCCGCAAUUCCUAUGGACGACCACAAGGUGACGGCCAUCAUGUUUGCACGAACGCAGGCAGCGGUGCUUGGUCGUCAAUUUCAUGGAACUGAAAUAGGACACAAACUCCCGAACACCGCUGGACUUCCAGCAUCACCUGCGUUUGGUUCUACAACACUUAGAAAGACACGGUUCGGUGGAAACAUUUCCACGAACAAGGGAAACAAGCUCCAAGGUAAGAAUAUUGACUAUGUUUAUUCGGUUUUAAACUACCGAACUAGACCGACCGCUAGCCCUGAUCUUGUGAAACUGAGAUCAUUCCUGAUGUCUUUUCUCCGUGGCAUUGCUCCAGACCAGCAAACUGCUAAACCUUCAGCUUCUAUAGAGGUGGUUACACUGGCUGAUGAUCAAUUAAUUAAAGGUAUUUGAUUAGCAGCACCUGUCUGCUGCUUAGCCUCUUACUUACUGUGGAAGCAGUAAGGGUGUACUUAGUUUUUCACACGGUUUCUCCAUUUUGGCUUUAUUUUUGUUAAAAAAAUCAUGACACUGUGUAAUAUGUUGCGUGGUGUUCAUCUGAGCUUGUAUUUACUUAAUUUUAAGACUUGCUAAGGAACAGUUGAUGGUUAUUAUGUCCUGAUAAAGAAAACAAUAUAAUUCAAAGAGGGUGUACUUUCUUUUUCCUGUGACUGUAUAUUAUUAUGUUUUAGAACAUGGCAGCACUGAACGUGGAGCACACACAGAACUAAAUUCAACACGAUAGGUUUAACUUACAGGAACAACGGC
This is a messenger RNA of Pelobates cultripes (western spadefoot toad), 6117 nucleotides long. Lineage: Eukaryota; Metazoa; Chordata; Amphibia; Anura; Pelobatidae. The record is from the annotation of a GenBank genome assembly.